Fulvia fulva is the source of this 3501-nucleotide messenger RNA. RefSeq names its product U3 small nucleolar RNA-associated protein 22. Gene Ontology annotation, biological process: rRNA processing; tRNA export from nucleus. The record is from RefSeq and is a predicted model, not a curated record. Bases 1 to 3501 code for a protein of 1166 amino acids. The transcript has a single exon. Gene Ontology annotation, cellular component: small-subunit processome; CURI complex; UTP-C complex. Lineage: Eukaryota; Fungi; Ascomycota; Dothideomycetes; Mycosphaerellales; Mycosphaerellaceae.
AUGGCUGUUCCGGCGACAAAGAGGAGGAAGACGGAGCAUGUGUCGUCGGAUGACGAUAGCGAAGCUUCAUUCGCCUCAUUCGGCGACGAUGCCGACCAGACAGAGGAUGCAGACGCCGGCGCAUCGGCCGAUGAUGAAGAAAUGGAGGAGGAAGAGCUAGAUGCUGCAGAUGAGGAUGAGGAUGGAGAAGAUGCUGCCGAAGAUGAUGAGGAGAACACUGCGACCACCAAGCAUACCGCUGUUUCGAAGCCUGUGCCGCAGCAGAACGGCUCCAAACCGAGCCAAGCAGCGAAGACAAGCGCAGCGUACGCCAGCGGGACGUUCAAGAGCAAUGUCUUCAAGCUGCAGGUCGACGAACUGCUGGGACAGAUCAGGCCGAGAAAAAGCAAGCGCGAAGCUGCUGCGGAAGCUGCGUUACAUGGAUUGAAGAAAUCGAUUGAACAGAUACCACCGCGAGGGCCACACGCGCUGGUCGAUGCCGAACGAGAACUCAUCAAGCAGAAGGUUGCUGUGCCGUUUCCAGAUCCGAGACCGCCUAAGGAUGCAAAGUACAAGUUCGCAUACGCCAAGCCGUCGAACAUCAACGUUGUGGGCAGCUUGCCAUUGAAGACGACUAGCAGAACGCAGGAGGUCCCAGAAGUGGACAUGGUCGCGGUGAUACCAUCAUCGUUAUUCGAAGAGAAGGACUAUCUGAACCAUCGAUACUUCUACAAGCGAGCAUACUACUUGGCGUGCAUAGCAGCAGGACUGAAGUCUGCCCACAAGAAUGAGUUCUCCUUGCGCUUCAAGCUCAUGCAUGAUGACCCUCUCAAGCCGAUCUUGGUUGUGUCUCCUGUCGAGGCCUCAUCGAAGAGUGAUACCCCGGCACCCAAAUGGCGUGUCAACAUCAUUCCAUGCAUCAGCCGUGACCAAUUUUCUGCAGAAAAGCUUCGCCCGGAGAGGAAUUGCAUCAGAUAUCAAGACACGCAAAAUGGCCAAGAUGCCACACAGGUGCCAACACCAUCGUACAACUCAUCAUUGCGAAGCGACAUGUUGAUGAUUGAAUACCUCAAGUUUCUACAUGGUGCAAGCAAGAGGUGCCAUGCCUUCAUCGAUGCGUCUCUACUUGGUGCCACUUGGCUACGACAGCGAGGUUUCGGCUCUUCGAUUGCUACCGGAGGCUUUGGCAAUUUCGAAUGGAAAGCUUUGAUGGCUCUCUGUCUGCAAGGCGGAGGACCAAAUGGCAAGCCUCUACUCAGUGAUGGCUACAGCAGCUACCAGCUAUUCAAAGCUACCUUGCAGCUUCUGGCAAUGAAAGACUUCGCCAAGCACCCUCUGGUAUUUGGCGAAGCUUCUAGCGGACCUAAAAUGAGUACCACACCGAUCGCAUGGAAUACCACGAAUGGUCACAAUGUUCUAUACAAAGUCCCGAAAUGGUCGUACGGGCUACUUCGACGGGAAGCCAAGACCACAAUCACCACUUUAGGGGAUCAACUGCACGAUGGGUUCGAUGCGACAUUCAUCAUGCGGGUCCAAGAGCCCCUGUACCGCUUCGAUCAAGUCGUUCACAUCCCAGAAAGGUCACUGCUUGGAAAGUCCGGGUCCACAGAUCAACCUCUUCAGCAACGCUUGGACAAGCUAUAUGAUGUUCUCCACGAAGGACUCGGCGACCGUGCGACUCAGGUAUCCAUUACAAGAGGAUGUCCUGCACUGUGGGAGCUGGGGUCAUCUCGGCCGAAGGAAGGCACACGGGGCGACGUUCAGAUCGGUCUCAUGAUCAACUCCGACAACGCAAAGCGCACUGUCGAUCAUGGGCCAUCGGCUGAGGAGAAGGCUGCUUCUGCAGCUUUCCGUAACUUCUGGGGUGAGAAGUCUGAGCUCAGACGUUUCAAGGACGGCAGUAUCCUCGAAAGCUUGGUUUGGGCUACGCCGCAAGAAAGUGGCAUGAGUGUGCUCGAACAAAUUGUGCGUUAUCUGUUGGGACAUCACUUCGGUCUUGUUACAUUGGAUGACAUUACAUUCUUUGGAGAUAGCUUUUCCAAGCUAGUACGAGCUGGCAGUGAGCGGACUGUUUUCGAACCCAUCAUUGAGCGCUACAAGCAAUUUGAGAACGACUUGCGAGAGCUACGGGAUCUGCCAUUGACCGUGAGGCAAAUCAUGCCAGCAGAUCCUCAGCUACGAUAUGGAGCUGUGCGACCACCAUCACACGGCAAGAACCUCCAGACUUCCACGCCCGCAGACGUGACGAUACAAUUUGAAGGAUCUGGGCGAUGGCCAGAUGACCUUGUUGCCAUUCAGCGCACAAAGAUCGCUUUCUUGUUGAAGAUCAACGACAUGCUACAAGAGUCUGUCGAUGGCAUCACGAGUCGUAUUGGUCUUGAGAACGAAGGACAGGGCGUUCUGAAUCAAGGUUUCCUCGAUGUCACAUAUGAUGCCGAUGCGACAUUCCGAUUGCGCAUUUACCACGAGCGCGAGCAAACACUACACGAACGGAAACUCAAAGACAAAACCGCAGAUCCUAGAUCAAGAGAGGUCGCAGCAGCUGGUCUGGCAAAGUACAAGCGCGACUACAUCAAGACUCCCGCACAUACACAAGCAAUCUCGAGACUAUGCAGCCGCUUCUCGGCACUCAGCGGCAGCAUACGCCUGACGAAGCGGUGGUUCGCCUCCCAUCUGCUGUCAAACCACAUUGCAGAAGAGGUCAUCGAGCUACUCGUGAUCCGUACCUUUACACAGCCAUGGCCAUGGCAAGCGCCAGCUAGUGUCCAAACGGGCUUUCUACGCACCCUCUUCUGGAUCUCGCGAUGGGACUGGCGCGCCGAGCCACUGAUCGUUGAUCUCUCCGCAGGUGGUGGUGAUCUCAAGCAGGCUGAUGUGCAAGCCAUCACGACUAACUUCGAUGCGUGGCGCAAGCUAGACCCGCAGAUGAACAGAGUUGCUCUCUUCGCUGUAUCGAAUGUCGAUCGCGAUGGUACGACCUACACUGAUGGACAGCCGGCGAAGGUUGUAGCGGGUCGUAUGUCAGCGUUGGCCAAGGCAGCUUAUGCUGAGGUCGCUGAGAAGCACUUGGCUCUUGAACCUGCUGCGCUUUUCAGCUCACCCUUGACGGACUUUCACUUUGUGCUGCAUCUGGCAGGAGAUGGUAAGUCAAAGAAGCGUAACAGCACAGGCACAGCAUACAAGAACCUCGAAAUCGAGGCUGUGAGUGAUGUGGAGAUGAUCGGCUUCGAGCCUGAGAAGGACUUACUCAAAGACCUAGAGGCGACGUACGGCGCAUCGAUCAUCUUCUUCACAGGUGGAAGCGAGCGUGCUGGAUCUGGAGCUGUGAUUGCUGGUCUGUGGUCCCCUCUGACUGCAAGAAGAAGCUGGAAGGUCAAUCUGGCGUACUCGACAAUUCCGACGAAGAUGAGCAAGGGUGAAGAGGAGGAUGUGGAUGCUGUGUUGAAUAAGGCUGCGAUUCUGGCGGAAAUUGCGAGGUUGGGUGGGGAUAUGAUUGAGAAGAUUGAGGUGUUUGAGAAGUAA